CCUUUGAACCGAACCUAGAUCUACCCAAUAACGCCUUUUCAGGGAUCCAGAUGCCAAAAUAAGUACACUUCCAGCGGAGUUGAUCGAUUUGGAGAGAGAGAGAGAUGUUAAACGCUCUUUCUAUGCGAAGGACUGCUCAAUUCGGUGACGAAGGAGACGAACACCAAGAAGAUGGAUCCAAGACCAGAAAGCAGCUUUCAAUCGCUACGCGGGUCACCAACUAUUUGACCCGAACCGGUUAUCUCUGGCCGAUACUCUUUCUUGCCAUUGUCAUCUUCGUAAUCUACUCUCUCUUCAUUCGUUCCCGCAAUUUGGUUUGCGUUUCUUCCAUUUCUUCCUUUGAUCGACUCUCUCGUACCCGAUUCUUCGGAUUGGAUGGACUCGAAUCAGACUUUGGAUCCCUAGGCGUCCCAUGGUGCAGAUCGAAACAUGGCAAAACCAUUGAAUGGACAUCGAAGGAUCUGCUUCAAGGUUUGGAAGAGUUUGUACCAAUAUACGAGACACGACCCAUCAAGAACAACAUGUACGGAAUGGGUUUUGACCACAGCUUUGGGCUCUGGUUUAUCACACGAUGGCUGAAGCCAGAACUCAUGAUUGAAAGUGGAGCUUUCAAGGGACAUUCAACCUGGAUAUUAAGACAAGCCAUGCCAGACACCCCAAUUAUCUCACUUUCACCUCGUCAUCCUGCAAAAUACCUUUUGAAAGGCCCUGCAUAUGUCGAUCAAAACUGCACAUAUUUUGCUGGAAAGGAUUUUGUUGACUUUGGGAAUGUUAAUUGGUCAAAAGUGAUGAAGAAACAUGGCGUCAAUGAUUCAAGUCGGGUUCUUAUAUUCUUUGAUGAUCAUCAAAAUGAGUUGAAAAGAUUAAAGCAAGCACUUAAAGCUGGCUUCUCUCAUCUUGUAUUUGAAGACAACUAUGAUACUGGAACAGGAGAUCAUUAUUCCUUGAGACAGAUAUGUGAUCAGUUUUAUAUACAAGGAGGUGGACAUAGCUGCUUCAAAGAUAGUGAUGAAGCUAGACAAAGAAGAAAACGAAAACAAUUCUGGGAAAAGGCAGUUGACAUAAAUGACCUUUGUGGGCCCCAUGAGGCAUGGUGGGGGGUAAAAGGGUACAUGAGAGACGAUUUCAACCACACAAACAAACAAAUUUCACACACACAACAUUUCCAAAAUAGCAGAUUUGUAGAAUCCAUACUUGAUGUUUAUUGGGAGCUUCCACCAGUUGCAGGUCCUUCACUUACACAACAAACAAGAUAUGAUCCAGCACGUGUUUCAAAUCCUAUUGUUGAAGAUGGAAGAUUUGGUUUGUUUCAAAGGCUUGGGUUAUCGAGACUUGAGGAAACUGUAUUUAAUGGGUAUACUCAAAUGGUGUAUGUUAAGAUAUCUUUAAAUGAAAUGUAGUUGUAAGAUUAGUGUUUUAUUGUAUUAUUUGCAAUACCUGUGUAUUAAAAAAAAUUAAAUUAAAUAUGGAUGUCUAAACAUUUAGAAAGUUUGAAUUGAAUUUAUAAUGAAAGUGAG
Molecule: messenger RNA, 1517 nt
Organism: Lactuca virosa
Lineage: Eukaryota; Viridiplantae; Streptophyta; Magnoliopsida; Asterales; Asteraceae
Source: the annotation of a GenBank genome assembly